AUGGCUUCCGAAGCACAACUCAUGCGCUACAAUCUAAGCUGGGAUCUUGGAGGGCAGACAGAAGAAACGGCAUUGAGUCCGCUUUAUCAAAUUGUAAGGAAGCUCAUUGAUGACAACAAAGGAUGUAUUUGCUUGAUCCAAGUUGGUGGAUUUUAUGAGUUGUAUUUUGAACAGGCUUCUACCAUUGGGCCCAAACUUGGUAUUAAAGUUGCAACUCGAAAGGCACUGAACAACGCCAUACCUAUGGCAGGGUUUCCGCUCCAUCAAUUACAGAAAUUUGUCAAAACCCUUGUACAUGACUUACAGAUGAAUGUCGCUAUCAUUGAUCAAUACGAUCACAUUCAAAGCGACACGGACCUUAAGCACAGGAAAAUAUCAAGAAUAGUCUCGCCCGGGACGUUGGUGGAUGAAUCUUUCAUGAACUUUUCGCAGAACAACUAUUUGGUAGCUAUUUCUCCUGGCUUCAAACCAGGAGCUCAUCCUGAUCCAGACAUGCCGGUUGGCUUACUGUGGGUAGAUAUUUCUGUGGGCGAAUUUUACGUUCAACAGACGACCUUGGGGGAGCUAGCCGACGAUCUAAAAAGAAUCAACCCUAGUGAAGUCAUUCUUCCCAAAGAAUUCCAUAUAUCGGAAACCAACUCCGAUCAUUUCUUGACAAUGGCGGAUUUGAAAAAAUAUUUUGUCCGAUAUCACAAAACCACCUAUAAAGAUUUUAAAAUGCAUAUACAGAAAGACGUUUUGUCGACAAGAAAAGUUCUUGAGGACUUCACAGUCCGCGAAGAGGCUGCCAUGAACAUAGUUCUCUCAUAUGUCAACGUGAAUUUGCCCGAAAGAAAGUUGGUCCUUGAACAACCUUCGAGGUAUCUCAAUAAGAAUUACUUGGCCAUGGACUCACGUACAAGAGAUGCUCUCGAACUAACUGGAAGAUCCACUUUUGGUUCUAUUUCUGUCGUUGGAUCUUUACUCAAUACCAUAAAAAGGACAAAAACUGCCUCGGGAUCGCGCCUUCUAUCUCAAUGGGUUUUACUGCCCAUUUUGGAUGAAAAGAAACUUGAAAGAAGACUAGACUUUGUCUCCCUAUUUAAAAACAAUGUCCAUUUGACUUUAGAAACAACGAAGCAGUUGAGUUUCAUAGGAGACUCUGUGCGGUCGCUACAAAAGCUAGCUCUCAAAACAGGAUCUGCGCUGACCCAUUUACAGAAUAUUGCCUUAGGACUCUCUCAGUUAGAGAAACUUAGAGAUUUGUUGAAAAAUACAUCACAGUCUCUUGAGACAAAGGAAUCCAUUCUUCUUAAAGAAUUUGUUGAAGAAUUCAAAAUACCAGCCGGGAUUUCCGACAAGAUAUUCAACACAUUAUUGAUAGAAGACAACAACAAUAUGAGCACAGAUGAAUUAUCUCAGAAUUCUGAAUUUCUUCCAAACUUGACACUGCAAGAAGUUGAACCGCAACAAAAGCCCUUGACUCACUCAUCAGAGUCAUCAGUUGUCUUCACGGUUAACAAAAACUACAACAAGACUUUAGCACGUCUUCAUGCAGAUCUCGAAAAAUUUCGACAACAAGAGUCCGAUAUCUUGAGUUUUAUACACUCAAUUUCUACACUAAUUGACCCGAGAGCAUCUGUGAGCCAUCGAGAGCAGUCUGGUAGGCAUUCUAAUGCUAUAUAUGUGAAGUGCAGAGCCAAGUUUAUUGAUGAGAUUGAGGCCCAAUUGAUAUCCGAAAUUGGUGCGGACAUCCGAGACAAGCAAAAAACUUGCAUUGUCAUGAAAACAGUCAAAUGGACGGAUACGGUCGAAAGAAAAACCGAAGUCAAUCGAGCAAUCCUUGAUCUCGAAAGAAAAAUCAUAGAAGAAGUUAGUCAGGAGGUGUUGACACAUAUUUCCACCAUCAGGGCAGCCAGUCGCUGUGCAGAUUUUGUGGAUGUUACAUCUUCCUUUGGUGCACUAUCAAGAGAGAAUUCUUGGGCUCGGCCCAGAUUUGCUUCCACAAAAAUACUUUCAGUGACGGAUGGAAGGCAUGCUGUUGUUGAAUCUAGUCUAAAAGAUAAUGGGAAAUCUUUUGUCGCAAAUGACACUAAGUUGGGAAGUGACGGCAAUUUGUGGAUCAUUUCAGGCCCGAACAUGGGCGGAAAGAGUACAUAUCUCAGACAAAAUGCUCUCAUUGUGAUUUUGGCGCAGAUUGGCUGUUUCGUACCAGCCAAAAGAGCCAAUGUAUGCAUUGUUGAUCGCUUGUUUACCCGAGUUGGUGCCUCUGAUGAUCUCUUUAGCGAUUUGAGUACAUUUAUGGUUGAAAUGAUUGAGACAAGCAAUAUUUUGAAAAAUGCCACAAGCCGCUCAUUGGCGAUUGUUGAUGAAAUAGGAAGGGGAACCAGUGGAAAAGAAGGGCUUGCCAUUGCGUACGCGACCCUUCUUCAUUUGUUGGAAGUUAACAAAUGUCGUACGUUGUUUGCGACGCAUUUUGGUCCCGAGCUCAAGAAUUUGUUGGAGAUUGACAAGAUCAAUCAAAGCAAGAUACGGUUCUACAAAACGCAGGUCUCGAGCUCUGGCGGAAAACAUAUAUUCAAACAUACUCUCGUGCCGGGAAUUAGUGAAAAGUCAUACGCGGUAGAAGUUGCUGAACUUGCGGGCUUUCCCAGGUCUGCACUCAAGCAUGCCGAAAGAGCGUUGUCUCUUCUCUGA
Metschnikowia bicuspidata var. bicuspidata NRRL YB-4993 is the source of this 2676-nucleotide messenger RNA. Its product is annotated as mismatch repair ATPase. Gene Ontology annotation, molecular function: ATP binding; ATP-dependent DNA damage sensor activity; mismatched DNA binding. The coding region runs from base 1 to 2676 and encodes 891 amino acids. The record is from RefSeq and is a predicted model, not a curated record. Gene Ontology annotation, cellular component: nucleus. Gene Ontology annotation, biological process: mismatch repair. Lineage: Eukaryota; Fungi; Ascomycota; Pichiomycetes; Serinales; Metschnikowiaceae. The transcript is spliced from 2 exons.